Messenger RNA from Cydia amplana, 1635 nucleotides. RefSeq names its product ovalbumin-related protein X-like (gene serpin-14). The record is from RefSeq and is a predicted model, not a curated record. Gene Ontology annotation, molecular function: serine-type endopeptidase inhibitor activity. The transcript has a single exon. Lineage: Eukaryota; Metazoa; Arthropoda; Insecta; Lepidoptera; Tortricidae. The coding region runs from base 461 to 1633 and encodes 390 amino acids.
AGGACAAUCCGAAGAAACCCGGACGGAUGGCAGCCCUGUGAUAACCUCUCAAUCGUUUAGCAUAUCAGGAGGCAAACAUCAACAAUCACAGGGCGUGGUGUCUGUCAACCGCACCGAGCUGUGAAAUUGAUUAGACAUGCGGCUAACGGGGCGCGCUUCAGAGCUACCUACUUGCUAUUCCAGUCUGCCCCACGCCUCGACACAGAAACGUCCUACAGUACCUAACUGUUUACUCUCGUCUCUUUACGACCCGUUUGCUACUUGCGAAAGACAUUAUCUAAUCUCCACUAAUAAACCAAAGGACAAGUUUAUCACCAAAAUUUAAGCAACAGGCAAACAAGCGACGAAAGAAUUCACUGUGCGUAGGGCUUCUAAAAACGUUAUCGCAUCCUGAUAUAAAACACAAUAACAUUAGUUCUCGAGCCAGUCAACAACGGUACCUUCUCUGCAGCGGUCAAAAAUGAGACGCGCCGUUUUUUUGUUAACUUUUUGCUGUUACACGUUAGCGAAGAACUGCGAUGAGCGUUCCGUUACCGCGUCCUACAAAAAGCCUAUCUAUGAGUUCUCAACCGGGCUUUUAGAUAGAGUUUCCCAAGAAACUGAUGGACAUUUCGUCUGUUCACCGAUAAAUUCGUGGCUGCAGCUCGUGAACCUCGCACAAGGCGCCCAUGGAGCUACCCUCAAGCAGAUCUGGAAGGUGACCGGACAUGGGAAGCCCUGCAUGCAACGGACUUUAAGAAAAACCCUCAACAGUUUAUACGGGGAAGUGAAGGAAUAUAAAAGCCAAAGUUUAGUGAUAGUGGAUAAAUAUUUAGCAGUGAAAAAGGAUUUUAAAAGAAGAGUUGAACAAUCGAAAACAGUUAGAGUGGUAUCUCUAGACCGGGAUACUCCUUAUGAGUCUGCAGAUCAAGCGAGUGAGAUUAUAGAAAGAGCUACUGGUGUCGGGAAUAGUAUAGACCCGUUCGAAUUCAAGUUAACUUCUCUGAUGUUGGCUGAUGUGGCAACAUUCAAAGCUGCUUGGCGACAACCUUUCGAUCCUGGCUUCACCGCUCGAGAGCCUUUCUACCACGGAAGCGUAAAAGUGGGUGAAGUUAAUAUGAUGUCCAGCAUAGGAUACUUCCACUACAUAAACUUAACUGCCAUUAAUGCCGAAGUUUUGGAACUUCCCUGCAUCGAUGAAAGGCGUUCUAUGCUCAUAUUUCUGCCCACAAACGGGACUAUUAAGGAUUUAUUUUUCCACAUGAAACGAAUAAGGAUAGCGACUAUCUUCAACCUUUUCAAGAAAUCCAAAAACAAACUAGUCGUGUUAAGAUUGCCAAGAUUUAAGAUAAGCAGUGAAAUAGUGAACUUACCGGAGUUGAUCAGCGAUAUGGGUGUGUCAUAUAUUUUCAAGUCUAGUGGUAAUCUUAAGGGUAUAAGUGAUUAUCUGAUACGAGUGAAUAGGAUGAAGCAAGUGGUGGAGAUAGAGGUGACUGAGGAGGGUGUUUCGGCCGAGAUAGUUCAAAAUCUAAUUAAUCCGGAAGUGGAACCGAUCAAGUUUGAGGCGGACAGACCGUUUGCCUUUAUGUUGGUAGACAAACCGACAGAAAUUGUGUUAUUUGCUGGAGUAUACUCUAACCCAUCAGUGUUCUAGUA